Molecule: messenger RNA, 2118 nt
Organism: Rhodamnia argentea
Lineage: Eukaryota; Viridiplantae; Streptophyta; Magnoliopsida; Myrtales; Myrtaceae
Product: F-box/kelch-repeat protein At5g26960
Molecular function (GO): protein binding
Source: RefSeq, a predicted model, not a curated record
AAGAAAUCAGGGUUUUCCCAUAGAUUUAUCCUCUAAUUUUUUUUUUUUUGCAAAAUACAUAUCGGAUUAUAAGAAUGAUUAAGAAAAAAUGAAUGUAAAUUGGUACUUUAAACGUCAACGUUGCUUAUUAAUUUAUGUGGUGAUAGAAAGACCUCUUAGUCAAUCUUCAAUCAAAGUACUUUUAGAUAUCCCGGCCCAUAGCACCGCAUCGAAUCGACGGUGGUUGAUCGUCACCGGAGUUCCACCGGAGAAUCGGUCCGGUGAAGAAUUUCUCCGGCCACAGUGACGGACCGGUACGGUGCAGCUCCGUCCACCACUCGCCUCCUCCCUAUCUCUUCCUCGUCCUGAGCUUGGGAGAGAUUCCCAUUCAUUUUCUUACUUUUCUUCCUCCCUUCUCUCUCUCCAUCCUUCACAUCUCUGUCUCUUCACUCACAGUGAGAUGUCGGAGACCUGCAACUCUCGCCACUUCUCAUGGCUCAUGAAGUCCUGCUUCCCUAACCCUCACGACAAAUCCCUCUCCCCCCACCACCACCCCCCCUUAAAGUCCGCCCCUACCCUCUCCUCCCUCCCCGACGACCUCCUCCUCGAGUGCCUCUCCCGCCUCCCCGCCUCCUCCCUCCCCUCCGCUGCCUCCGUCUGCCGCCGCUGGUCCCGCAUCCUCGACUCCCCCGCCUUCUCCGACCUCCGCCGCGUCCACGGCCUCCUCCGCCCCGCCGUUUUCGCCCUUUCUUCCCUCGACUCUGCCCUCCUCUCCGCCUCCCUCCACCUUGACCCCGACUCCGAUUCCCUCUGGCGCGUCUCCCUCUUCCUCCCCCGACGGCGGCGGAUUCCCCCCGCUAGCUUCCAGGGCCUCGUACCCCACGCCCGCCUGGCCGCGAUCGGCCCGAGGAUCUACAUCAUCGGCCGGAAUGCCGUCGUUCGCUACGACACCUGGACCGGGUGCGUCACUUCUAGGUCGCCGAUGACGUUCCCGAGGAAGAAAUUCGCCGUCGCGGUGCAUUCCGGGAGAAUCUACGUGGCCGGCGGGGGCGGAAGGACAUCGGCGGUUGAGGAGUACGAUCCGGAAAGCGACGGGUGGAGCGUGGUGUCGCACGCGCCGAGGAGACGGUACGGAUGCGUCGGCGCUUCAGUGGACGGCGUGUUCUACGUGAUCGGAGGCCUCCGGAUAGGCCCCCCGGGGGGGAGCGACCCGCCGCGCGCCGCCGGGGCGGAGGCGCACGUGUACGCGAGCUCGAUGGACCUGUACGACGUGGAGGCGCGGGGGUGGCUCAGGAGCCGGGCGGUGCCCGGCGGGGGUUGCGCGGUGGCGGCCUGCGCGGCCGUGGGCCACGUGUACGUCCUGGCGAGCCACGCGCUCGAGCUGUCGUUCUGGAGCCUCGACGCGCGCCGGAAGAGCGGGGGCUUCGGGGAGUGGAGCCGGGCGAAGAGCCCGCCUCUCCCGACGCAGGUGCGGCUGGACUCAACGGUGAAGUUCAGCUGCGUGGGCGUCGGGGACAAGGUGGUGCUGGUCCAGGUGGCGGGCUGCAUCGACGACCUGCUGCGGAGGAGCGGGAGGAGCGAGAGAGGGCUGAGGGAAGGGCUGGUGCUGGUGUACGACACGGCGGCGGGGGAGUGGAGCAGAGGGGCCGAUCUGCCGGAGGUGAUGGCACGCGCCACAUGCGCGUGCGUGGAAUACUAGGGAGGAUGCGUGGCGUAGCUCGUGGGCGAAUAUAAAAAGCUAAAACGUAGAGUUGUGGCGUUAGCAUCCCGUGAAGGGAGAGAAGGAGACAAGAUCUAUCUGUGAAAGUGGGGAGGACGGGUGCGUAGGAAAACGAAACGCGUCGCGCGUGAGAAUUCACUCUCGUCGUUUUGCCCUUGUUUCUUAAUUUUGAUUUGAUUAAGAAUGUCUCUUAAUUUGUAAUUUACUUAUUCAAUGUUGCUGUUGUGUUUUUUUUUUACCCCCUUUUUUACUGUUUCGAAAGCACUGGCUCUGCUGGCUUCUUCGUUCAGUGAUGAUGUACUUUGGAAAAAGGAAAGCCAAAAAGCAUACAGUAAAAGUGGAGAUGCAGGGGAUCGAACCCUGUACCUCUCGCAUGCAAAGCGAGCGCUCUACCAUUUGAGCUACAUCCCCUUUUUUAA